Candidozyma duobushaemuli is the source of this 759-nucleotide messenger RNA. RefSeq names its product guanine nucleotide exchange factor. Gene Ontology annotation, biological process: cytosolic ribosome assembly; ribosome biogenesis. The transcript has a single exon. Lineage: Eukaryota; Fungi; Ascomycota; Pichiomycetes; Serinales; Metschnikowiaceae. The record is from RefSeq and is a predicted model, not a curated record. The coding region runs from base 1 to 759 and encodes 252 amino acids.
AUGGCAGUCAUAAACCAGCCGUCCAACCAAAUCAAGCUCACCAAUGUUUCCCUUGUUCGAAUUAGAAAAGGCAAAAAGCGGUUUGAAAUAGCCUGCUACCAAAAUAAAGUCCAGGACUGGAGACUGAGAGUUGAGAAGGACAUAGAUGAGGUGCUCCAGAUUCCGCAAGUGUUCAUGAACGUUUCCAAAGGUCAGGUGGCCAAUAACGAGGACCUCCUUAACGCCUUUGGCUCUACAAAUCACGACGAGAUCAUCCUAGAAAUCUUGGACAAGGGCGAGAUUCAAUUGAACGAGAAGGAGAGAAGUGCCAACUUGAGGCAAAAGCAGAAUGAGUUCUUGAACCUCAUCUCCACGAAAUGCAUUAACCCCAGGUCAAAGAAAAGAUACCCUCCCAGCAUGAUUCAAAAGGCGCUCAACCAGCUCAAGUUCCAUUUGAACCCCAACAAACCAGCUAAGACGCAAGCUCUAGAAGCAAUCAAGCUCUUGAUUGCAGAGCAGGUCAUGCCAAUUGCCAGAGCUCAGAUGAAGGUGAAAAUCACGCUUCUCGCUCGUGUCCAGCCGGCUUUCGAUGAACACUUUAGAGCGUUGCUUGAUACGGUAGAGGAUGAGAAGGCAGGUGAGAAGUUGUUCGAGGCCAUUGCGAUCAUUGAUCCUUCCAAUUACAAGUCCAUUGUGGACUUGCUCCAGGGCGAGAAUGCACAGCUUAAAAAGGGAGAAGGUGCUGUGGAGGUUCUCGACAUGGCAGCUAUCAAGGAGUAG